Molecule: messenger RNA, 3724 nt
Organism: Psammomys obesus (fat sand rat)
Lineage: Eukaryota; Metazoa; Chordata; Mammalia; Rodentia; Muridae
Gene: Tmem108
Product: transmembrane protein 108
Exons: 7
Coding region: 209-2032 (607 amino acids)
Biological process (GO): postsynaptic density organization; retrograde axonal transport; dendrite extension
Cellular component (GO): early endosome; postsynaptic density; axon
Source: RefSeq, a predicted model, not a curated record
CGGGGCUUUCUCCGGAGCCGUCGGAGGGAGCCGGAGCGCUUCUCCCGAGAUCGCCUGGCUGUGGUCCAGCAUGCAGAGGUGAGCCCGUGGUGAAAAGCGGCAGAACCGAUGGUUUGCGGGGAUGUAAGAGCAUUUGAAGGCUUCCACACCCUCUCCUCCAGGACAGAAUCAUGAAUAAACUGGAGGAUAAGCAGGACCAGAUGAUACCAUGAAGAGAAGUUUACAGGUCCUCUAUUGCCAACUGUUAAAGACUGUGCUCUGGGAAGCAGUUCCCAGUGGAGUCAUGGACCUCAUCAGUCCAGCUGUUGACCCCGUGAUCUCCGGACAUUUCUGGAACCCACCAGGCUUUCUCCUGACCUUGGCACUGACCAAAGCACUGGUCCUCGCCGUCCAGGAACCGUCUCCCAGGGAAUCUCUGCAGACCCUCCCCGCCAGCAGCCCCCCAGGCACCAUGGUGACAGCACCCCACAGCUCUACCAGACUCUCCUCUGUGGUGACACUGGAGCCCGAACCUGAUGGACCAUCCUCACAGGUUGCAGCUACAAUGGCAACAACCAUAUCUCAUCCGGAAGGACACCUUCCCACAGACACCACGUCCACGGUUAUGAUGACAACUGCCGUCCCCCAUCCUGAAAACCCUCUGCCCACAGGUUCUCCUCCGGCCGCCAUGGCAACCACAUCCUCCCACUCAGAGGGCCAUCCCCCAGGGGAUGCUGCCCCUGCCACCACCAUCCUGCCCACAAGGUCAGCAGGAGCCACCAGCCGUCCCACAGUGUCCCCACGGGCCACCACUCGUAGGCCCCCCAGACCCCCAGGCUCUUCCAGGAAGGGGGCUGGUGGUUCAUCUCGCACUCUCCCACCUGUGCCCAGUGGCCAUUCGGCAAGGAAGGAAAGCCAGAGGGGACGAAAUCAGAGCUCAACACAUCUGGGGCAGAAGCGCCCUCUGGGGAAAAUCUUUCAGAUCUACAAGGGUAACUUUACAGGAUCUGUGGAGCCAGACCCCUCUGCUCUUAUCCCCAGGACCCCACUCUGGGGCUACACCUCUUCACCACAACCCCAAACAGAGUCUCCAGCUCCAGCACCCAGAAGCACCUCACAGGUGCCUCCGACAACUUCCCCAGUACCUGCAAAGGACAAGUCAGGCCUUAUCAGAGUCAGCCAGGGGAGUGGCCCCACCUUUACCAGCCCAGGAGGGGAACCGGAUGCCACAGCAGCCUCAGGUGCCCCUGCCAGUACACAGCAUGCCCCAGUGCCUUCUCAGCGCCCUCAUGGUGACGUGCAGGACAGCCCCAGCCACAGUGACUCCGGGCUUGCUGUCACCCCCGACACUGACAGACCCCCAUCUGCCAGCUCCGGGGUAUCCACGGCUGCCACAGGGCCCACCCAGGCUGCCUUUGAUGCCAGUGUCUCAGCCCAUUCCCAGGGCACCCCUCAGGGAGCAUCAGCAACCCCUCAGGGUCCAACCCGGCCCUCUGGGGUCUCAGAAAGCACUGCUUCUCCAGCCGAGGGGAAGACUGAGGCCUCCCCCUCAACAACCGACAGGGGUCCCAGACCCCUUUCCACAGUGCUGUCUACAGCCACAGGCAACUUCCUCAACCGCCUGGUCCCUGCUGGGACCUGGAAGCCAGGAACCGUGGGUAACAUCUCCCAUGUGGCUGAAGGGGACAAGCCCCAGCACAGAGCCACCAUCUGCUUGAGCAAGAUGGACAUUGCCUGGGUCGUCUUGGCCAUCAGUGUGCCCAUCUCCUCCUGCUCCGUCCUGCUGACCGUGUGCUGCAUGAGGAGGAAGAAGAAGACAGCCAACCCCGAGAACAACCUGAGCUACUGGAACAACGCCAUCACCAUGGACUACUUCAACAGACAUGCCGUGGAGCUCCCGAGGGAGAUCCAGUCCCUGGAGACCUCGGAGGACCAGCUCUCAGAGCCCCGCUCCCCGGCCAAUGGCGACUAUCGAGAUACUGGGAUGGUCCUCGUGAACCCCUUCUGCCAGGAAACACUGUUCGUGGGAACCGAUCAAGUUUCUGAGAUCUAGAUGCAGCAGACCACCCCCCCCCGCUUUGCCACUCCCUAUUUUUUGUCUCUAAAUUAUAAAUAUACAAAUAUAUAUUAUAAAUAUAACCUUUGUGUAACCCUGACUUAAUAAGAAACAUUUUCAGCUUUUUUUCUUAAGAAUUGUCAACAUCUUUUUUACAAGUGUGGUUUAAAAAAAUUUACAGAAUGACCCAUGGCUUUAUAAAAUAAAGGUAUUUCUAAGCAAAGCUGUUGCACUGAUUGCUUCUCUUAACUGUUCUGGGCAUGUAGGGGUCCCAGGAGCCCCGGGCAGGUGAGGAAAGAGACCAGUCUCCCAUGGAAGCUGAAUGUUUUUAAGGCCAAAUGAGUGGUCCUCUUUGUGUUCUUGAUGCUCUGGUUCCCUUGACUCAGUAUGUCCACAUUCCCUGUCUCCAUGUAUAUACUCGAAUAGAGGGAACUGGUGCCCCAAGGCAGAAGACACAGGCAAGUGUACAAAACAGAGGGGAGCGUGUCUCCCUGAGGCCUCACUAUGGCAUCACUGAAUGUCGAGUUUAACGGGAUCUGUGAAGGCCAUCAGCGCCUGAGGAGGCUCCACUCCUUUUAUCACCCCACCGGGUGCCCCCACCAUGCUAGAAGAAACCAGACUGCCUUUGUCUGGCGGAAAAGGGUUCCCUAGAAACCCUUCUCUGCAUCUCUUCCAACACCCCCACCUGCCCUGAACCCCAGGCCUCUCUUCCUGGGACAGAUACAGAUGUCAGCCUAGAGGCUAUGAGCCCUUGCCCUUCCCUCUUGAAGGGUUGUUUAUUGGGAUUCUGUAUUGCUUUCUCCAAAGGCAAUGAUAGUGUGCCCUCUGAGAAACAGGUUUAUGUAGAAAGCCUUGUGGUGUAGAACUAUUUUUUUUUAACCUUCCCCAUUAAAUCUUUAAAGAAAAAGAUUGCCAAAUGACUCACUUGAGAGAAGUGCCAUUCUGUCCAUAAGCAGAAGCAAUGCAGACGUGCCCAUGACCGUACCAUCAGCUCUCCCCAUCACCCCCCCCCACCUCCCCUCUUGUCCCCCUGGGCCCAGGGCCAUGCUGUACCUGGUGUGGCCACUGGGGUGCAGACUCUCAGAGACCCUAAGGGAGCUUCUGGGCCAGUUGCUUUCUCUGUUAACCUUCCUGACCCACUGUGGCUAGGGAGUUAACUCCGACCCCUCCUCCCCCUUCUCUAAAAGAAAAAUAGUUUGAUAGUAUAUUUUGAAUAUAGAUGUUCUUAUUAUCAGAUUGGAACUUGAAUUUGACUGUCGGUUUCCAUGUCUGUGUUGUUGCUGUGGUCUUCUUACCAUGACUUCCUUCCUAUGUCUUCCCUCCGUUUUCCUUUCCAGAAAGAAAGACAGCCUUCAAAACUAAUGUGUUCUCAGUGUUGUAUGGACCUACUUACCACCAGUCUGCUUGUCUCUUUUCAAAGACUUAACCCCCCCCAAAGGAGCAGGUUCAAUGUUGUGCCGAGGUUCGCUCUCUAAUGUGUCGCUGUCCAACCUUAACCUUAUCAUAAUAUUUCUGUUCGCUAUUGCAUUGACUGUGCCAAUGUGUGUAUGGAUAGAGAAAAACAUGUUUGUAAAGUAAAAUUUAUAUAUAAUAUAUGUCAUCAAAGAUACAUAUGUUAUAUGUACAUUUGUGGAUGUAUGACUUAUUUUUCCGUAUCCACAGAAUUCAGCUACCAUGUAUAUAUAAAUA